This is a messenger RNA of Exophiala oligosperma, 1762 nucleotides long. RefSeq lists its product as uncharacterized. The record is from RefSeq and is a predicted model, not a curated record. The transcript has a single exon. Gene Ontology annotation, molecular function: hydrolase activity. NCBI's taxonomy places the organism in Eukaryota, Fungi, Ascomycota, Eurotiomycetes, Chaetothyriales, Herpotrichiellaceae. Bases 202 to 1689 code for a protein of 495 amino acids.
CUAUUUUUGGACUCGUUGAUUGUGAUCCGGUGAGGCUUUGGAUCAGUGUUGCAUUCGUUGGUAGUCACUCAGUGAUACAAAUAACAUCCUUGGUGAUUCAAGCGGCCGAUGGCGUGAUGACAGGCUGAGAUUGCGCAGUAUCACAGUAUCCCUGACCACUCAUCAUCAUCAGCCCCCAAUUCGAAUUUACGCGAAACGAUAAUGCAUUCUCAUAUCACUGAAAAACAUCAUGCACUUGGCUCCUUUCAACCAACAGUCAUUCUUCAUGGCGGAGCGGGUGCGAUAUCUCGGGCCAGUCUUUCCCCCGAGCUCUGGGCUCGAUAUGAAGCGUCACUUUGGAGAUACCUGACUGACGCGCGAAAGCUGCUGGAUUCAGGAGCCUCAGCACUGGAUGCGGCCUGUGCUGCUGCGACGUGGUUUGAGGACGACCCGCUCUUCAACUGUGGCCGGGGUUCGGUCUUCACCGAACAAGGCACUGUUGAAAUGGAAGCCAGUGCGAUGGUCUGUUCACUUGAUCCAAGUGGUCCUCCUGCAGGACAGAUAAAGCGUGGAGCCGCCGUCAGUCUGGUACGAAACACGAGGCAUCCCAUCCUUCUCGCCAGGGAAGUAUUGAUGGCGGCAGAUGGAGACGGGGGUAUGGGCGGCACGAGCACGAUGCACUGCCAUCUCAGUGGCCGAGAUGUUGAGGAAUGGGGGUGGGAGGAGAGAGGACUCGAGAAGAAACCAGACCGAUGGUUCUGGACGAAAAGGCGAUGGGAAGAGCACCGUCGCGGUCUCCAAAAGCAGAACACCGGCUAUACCUAUGACGAUCUUCUGGCAUCCGUAGACCGGUUUGCGGCCACCGAGGAAGAAGGGGACGGUGAUGAUGGUGUUGAUGAAUACCCUAGUCAAGGCACCGUCGGCGCGGUGUGUCUCGAUUCCUGGGGGAACCUGGCCGUGGCCACGUCGACCGGCGGAUUGACAAACAAGAAGGUAGGGAGAAUCGGGGACACGCCAACGAUAGGUUCUGGCUUCUGGGCGGAAACUUGGGAGGAGGAAGUCCCAGAGAAGACCUCGGCCAUGGUGCAAGCAAGACGAGAGCAGAACCUCGAGUCCGAAACCAGCCAGAUAUUGCCACCGAUCGCCGGUAUACUCGGUUCGUGUCUUACCCUGUUCCAGGCCCAUCAAGAGUACCAACCUGUGAUCAAUCCUCCAACCUACAGUCCGGUGACUCCACACCACUCUCCGCCCAUCCUCGAUCCCAGGCGCUCGACCUUACGGAAACGUCGCAGGGCUGUUGCAAUGAGUGGUACUGGCAACGGUGAUUCGUUCUUACGCACGAACGCUACUCGCACCGCUGCCUCCAUGUGCAGAUUUUCCUCCAGAACAUCCCUGGCACGUGCCGUCAGUGCAGUUGCCGGGCCUGGUGGCGAACUGCAACAGUCGGCCGGUGACCGAUGGGGUCAUAGUGGUGAAGGCCAGGGCGGUAUCAUUGGCAUCGAGAUCGAUGAUGGCCCCGUCUCAAAGGAGUUCUUGGUGGAGCAAGACUACCCUACCAUCAAAAGCUCGAGUGCUUGCUCAUCAACGAAGAAGAGAGGGAGAUCAGUAUUCGAUUUCAACUGCGGCGGUUUGUUCCGCGCCUAUUAUGAACUUGAUGAGAAGACAAGUCGAGAAACACCCAAGGUUAUGGUAUUCAAGGAGGAAUACUGAGCCUCAAUAUAUGCAAGAUUGGGUCUAGAUGAAGAUAUAUACACGUCGAGAACCUCUUGUCGGGCCUUGCACC